Anopheles gambiae (African malaria mosquito) is the source of this 1843-nucleotide messenger RNA. RefSeq names its product neuropeptide Y receptor type 2. Gene Ontology annotation, cellular component: membrane. The record is from RefSeq and is a predicted model, not a curated record. Lineage: Eukaryota; Metazoa; Arthropoda; Insecta; Diptera; Culicidae. The coding region runs from base 241 to 1515 and encodes 424 amino acids. Gene Ontology annotation, biological process: G protein-coupled receptor signaling pathway. Gene Ontology annotation, molecular function: G protein-coupled receptor activity. The transcript has 7 exons.
UUUGGAAUUUUUGUUAGUAGUAGCUGUUAAAAGUGCAAAACAAAAACAAACAAACAACACCGUUCUAGUGCCUAAGAAUUAAACAUCAAAGAAGUGAAAUGUGUUAUCAUCAGUGUAUUAAGCGGCUUAAGUGAACAUGAAUGACUAGGAUCGUGACGCAGGAUUUGUUGGACUUCUUUUUCGAAGAAAAAACAGUAACUAUUAACUGCUCCGGAUAGUACUAAAAAAUUCGAGUGCAUCAUGAAAACGGGAUUCCAAUUUAUUCCGGAGAAUCGGCCACUCCUCUACAUACCGGCGUCAAGAUUCUUCUGGGAAGCACCCACUGCACCCAACACAUCCCUCUACAACUAUCCGCUGGAGCUGUGGAGUACGAUACCGGAGUCGGAGCUGAUCGUGAAGCUGUGCGUCUUCCUUCCCAUCAUCGUGUUCGGGCUGCUCGGCAAUGGUAUCCUGCUGGAGGUUAUCUUCUCCAAUCGCACGCUACGCACACCCAGCCACCUGCUGAUAGCGAACCUGGUGGUGACCGAUUUUCUCACCCUGCUCGUGUGUCCGCUCUUCUUCAUGACGCACGACUUCUUCCAGAACUAUCUGCUCGGACCGGUCGGCUGCAAGCUGGAGGGGCUUAUAGAAGGUGGUCUCCUAGUCACUUCCGUCCUCGGGAUGUGUGUCAUCAGCUACGACCGACUGUCGGCCGUCGUACUGUCCUCCGGCACCCGUCUGAAAGGACGCGGCACCGUAGCAGCGAUUGUGUUCUGCUGGCUGAUGGGAUUCAGCAUUGCGAUGCCACUGUCCCUGUAUCGUCACUUCAAAAUUCGCCACUGGAAGGAUGUGGACGAGAUGUACUGCUACGAGGAUCGCUCCGUACUGGCCACGUACUGGGAGUUUCUGCUGGUCAUGCUGGUGUGGGUCCCGCUGGGCGUUAUGUUGGUAGCGUACACACUGAUCAUCGUUAAGCUGGACCGGUACGAACGGAAUGCCCUUCGCCGGCAGCAUCCGAUGGUAGUGCGGUACAAGAGCCGGGUGGCCAAAACGCUCUACAUUGUGCUGCUGGCGUUUAUCGUCGUCCGGGUGCCCUUCACCAUCAUGGUGUUUGUGUACUACAACAUCGAACCUUUGGACCAUUUUCAGUUUAGCGAAAGUUUCAUAUUUGUCUGGUGGCUUGCGAAAGUGGCGUUCAUCUUUCUAAAUGCUGCCAUCAAUCCGCUCAUCUACGGACUCACCAACAAAACGUUCAAAAAGGCACUUCGCGGAUCGAAGAUUUUGCAGUGCCUUUGUCGGUUGGCCCCGGAAGAGCCGGAACCGACACAAACUCCUGCAGAUCCCAGCAAAUCAACGAUCUGUUGCUGUUUUUCGAGGACGAAUUCGGAAGAAAUGGAACAAUCAUCGCAGGAUGAUAAGAUACUUGAGCGGUCACGAUUUUCAAGAGUGAGCAGACAUUUCCGGGCAACGUGGCUCAACUCGACAUUUAGGAACAAGCAUCCUAAAAAUGAAACAACUGUAGACGAUAAAUCAUAAAUGGAGCAUGAUGAUAAAAAGAAUUAUUUUUAAUGGUUAUAGAUUGCUUAUCAGGAACAGCAGAACAGUAAUAGAUCCGGUGUACAACGAUAGAUGUAUUAUAGCACGCAUUUGUUUCAUCUUCUCUUGGCUAUAACUCCAAGAUUUGGCCAAGGAAUUGCCAUAUUUCUAUUUAUUUAAACAUAUGAGUAUGCUGGAAGUUAAUUUCAUGUUGAAUAAAUAGCUAUUUGUAGCCGUUGUAUAAGCGGAUAGCACAGCACGUGGAUUCAUUCCCAGUUUAUACUUAGCAAAUAAAUUACCUCCGGGUAUGCAAUCCGCACGACACAAA